AAAGAUAGCCACACGAUCUUUACUCGGCGCAAUUUGACUCAAAUCGCACAAAGAGCAAAGGCGAUAGAAAAAGAUGCUACAGUUUCAACACCUCUUGACCGUAUUUCUUCUGGUCACACCAAUUUUGACCCAAGACCCAGAUCUGGAGCAAGCACCCUACAAUGUGGUUGAAGCCAAAAGCACUUACGAGGUAAGAGACUAUCCGGCCCGGAAAUGGGUGUCCACUUACAAUUACGCCAUGAAUAUCCACGAUGGAGAGGAAUCUUCGGUGAGCUUUCACCGUCUCUUUGACUACAUCGACGGGAACAACAUGGAGGAGACGAAGAUUGACAUGACCUCACCCGUGACGAUCUUCAUCAAACCUGGAGCGGGCCCCAAUUGUGAGAGUGAAUUCACCAUGAGCUUCUACAUUCCCGAGAUCUACCAAGAAGCCCCCAUUUCACCCAAGUCAGAUGAUGUCUACAUUGAAGAGAGGGACGAGUUCAGAAUUGUCGCUUCCCAGUUUAGUGGAUUUGCCACUUCUGAAGAUUACAUCAAGGCCGCCGCAACCUUGUACGAACAAGCCACUGCCGAUGGAUAUAAUUUGAUGGCCGAUACUUAUUACACUGCCGGAUAUGAUGGCCCGUAUACCAUUGUCAACCGCAGGAACGAGGUCUGGUUCAAAGUGCGAGCCUAACCAUAUGCUCUAACCUGUCUGAUACACUUGUCUUCAUGGCACAGAUGUUUUCUAAACAUGAGCACAGAAUAAGUCAUCCAAUCCAAGUUGCCCUCAAAUGACUCCAGAUUUUGCCAUAUGAUAAUGACAGCCAACGAGGAAAAUAAAUCUUUAAAUGCCUCUCUGAGAGGAUACAAAGGA
Tigriopus californicus is the source of this 856-nucleotide messenger RNA. RefSeq names its product heme-binding protein 2-like. Lineage: Eukaryota; Metazoa; Arthropoda; Copepoda; Harpacticoida; Harpacticidae. The record is from RefSeq and is a predicted model, not a curated record. Bases 74 to 676 code for a protein of 200 amino acids. The transcript is spliced from 3 exons.